AUGUACCUGACGUUUGCACUGCAUACAGAUUCUCUUCUUACACUCGAUUCAAGUGUCUGCUUCGCUGCUGAUAUAUUCGAGGCGAAUGAAAGCCGUGCAGUCAGUAUCAGUGCAAUAAGCUGGGUUGAGCGUCGUGAGCUUGCUCACCAUGAGGUCGAUUUUUUUAAUGUGUUCCUUCGAAACAAUCUUGCCGCAGACAUCGAGAGAAGUAAGAACCCUCCAGCACUUGGGAAGAAAGAUGGAGACGUCGUCGAGAGCCAUAGUGAAGGAAUCAAAGAGGCAGUGCCGGCAAUAGCUGUAAGCUACGUGUUCACGCUCAAGUGUCAAGGUGUCUACGGCCGGUACACCGUCAAUACAUGCCUCCCAGAAUUUGAGGUGCGCUUCUGA
Messenger RNA from Alternaria burnsii, 387 nucleotides. RefSeq lists its product as uncharacterized. Lineage: Eukaryota; Fungi; Ascomycota; Dothideomycetes; Pleosporales; Pleosporaceae. The transcript has a single exon. The coding region runs from base 1 to 387 and encodes 128 amino acids. The record is from RefSeq and is a predicted model, not a curated record.